Molecule: messenger RNA, 2533 nt
Organism: Heterotrigona itama
Lineage: Eukaryota; Metazoa; Arthropoda; Insecta; Hymenoptera; Apidae
Source: the annotation of a GenBank genome assembly
UAUUUUCAAGACGGCCUAAAGACCAUCGAACACUUUGGCUCGUACGUGGCGGACCUCAGCGUGAAAUUACAAAAGAUCAGGCAGACACAAGACGAAGAAAGAAGGCGGCUAACAGAACUGAGAAAUCUGCUUAGGAGUUCAGGUUGCGACAAAGAGUUAAACGUAAACACGAAUGUGGGAUAUUCGCUUCACCAGCUUCAAGGUGAUAAACAGCAUGGCGUCACCAGAUCCGGGCAUCUUUUGAAAAAAAGCGAGGGAAAAAUGAGGAGAGUUUGGCAAAAGAGACGCUGCGCGGUUCAAGCGGAAGGUUAUCUAGAUAUUUGUCACGCAGACGAAAAUAAACCACCGACGAGAGUGAAUUUAUUAACCUGUCAAAUCAAACUGGUGCCGGAUGACAAACGGGGUUUCGAUCUUAUUACGCUAACGUUCUUGAUUGCAGACAACAGAACGUAUCAUUUUCAAGCGGAAGACGAAGCAGAUCAGCGAGCGUGGAUGUCCGUUCUAGUAAACUGCAAGGAACGUGCUUUACUUCGAGCAUUUGACGCCAGUGGUAAGGCAGAGGCUGGCACAGGAAAUCCAAGUUUAGUUGAACUUCAACAAGCUGUAAUACGAUGUGUCAUGAGGCUACCUGGAAAUGAUCAAUGCUGCGAUUGCUCCUCACAAAAUGAUGCUACAUGGCUUUCUACAAAUUUCGGCAUAAUCGUGUGCAUAGAGUGUAGUGGAAUUCACCGAGAUCUAGGAGUACAUAUAUCCAGAAUACAAUCAUUAACGUUGGACAAUGUUGGCACUGCUCAGUUACUUCUUGCACGACAUAUGACCAAUCAGGCAUUUAACGAAGUGAUGGAAGCUACACUGCAUCAUAAUCACAAGCCAACGCCAACUUCGACAAUGGAAGAAAGAUACGAAUUUAUAAGAGCCAAGUACGUUGAUAAGAGAUACGUGAUGAAUACUUGCGCGGAUGAACGAGAUCUUCUUUCUGACUUGGAGCAUGCUGUUAAUAAUCGUGACCUGCAACAACUUUUGCAAGUCUAUGCGGAGAACGUAGAUUUAGCAGCGCCAUUGCCAACAUCGGAUGUGGGCGAAACGGCUUUGCAUUUGGCAAUUCUACGCGAAAUGGGAAACAGUUUGCACAUCAUAGAUUUCCUAAUACAAAACAUGUCGACGGGUGGUAUAGAUAGGAUCACCAUUGACGGAGAAACAGCGUUGCAUCUUUGUGCACGGCACGACAGAGCAGAGGCAAUGAAGCUGCUGCUACGAGCAGGCGCCGACCCAACGCAUCGAAAUAAGCAGGAUAAGACACCGCUUGACAUUGCCCAAGAAAUGGGACACCAUACGUGUAAAGAGCUGUUGAGUCAUGCUCUGCAAAGACAAAAGACGUUGUUCGAUAAUGUUAAUAUCGACUGGAAUCUCUCGCAUGACGAAGGAUCUACCGAUUUCUCUGACGAUGAAACGAUAAUAGAAGACAGGAAUGGCUGUUUAACACCCGAGAAGAAGUCACGCAGCAGGCCACCUUCUUACGUAGGUGGUGGUGGUAGCGGUGGUGGUACCGGAUCAGGAGACUCGCCAGUGACUUUACGUAGUCGAAGUAGCACUUGUGACAGCCUGCAAAGCGGUUCUUCACCAAGUUCCUCGACAAACAGACAGCAAAUGCCUCCACCACCGCCGCCUCAAUCGAGGAAACCCGUUGCUGUACCUGCUCCCAUGGCUCCAGAUAUUUCGGUCAAUAUUCACGGGUCAUUGAAGAAGCGCGUAGCACCGCCACCACCACCGGCCGGAAGUACAGGUGGUAUACCUUCCUCUCAUUACGGUACACUACCUUCGUCCGCGUCCUUAGCAGCGUCAACACAUAGCCGUACAACGAGUGAACCGAUCUUAGCUGGGCAUUCUUUACAUACUCUACCACAUGCGUUAAAUACAUUAAACAGUCAACAUCAUAAAAGAUCGCCCAGUGGAGAUUCUUCAACGGGACACGGUGCGUUUGAAAGUUCACGCAAACCUCUCUACGAACUGCCGUCUAGUUCGGGUGCGGACAAAGUGAACAGCUCAACGCUGCAGAGACCGAGGAACCCCCCGCCGCCAGCUCCAUCCGGGAUCAACUCCUCGAGAUUGAGCAACGGACGUAGCAGCGAAUCGUUGAGUUCUAUGUGUUCGGAUCACGGUUUGGGUAAUCCCGUUCCACCUCCACGCAAGACACUGCAUGCACAUCAAAGACCAGUGCUUUAUGGUUUGUUAUUAACCAUUGUUGGUACAGCGAAGGGACCGGGCCAGGCUAGAGAGCUACGCAGAGGAGCCUUCAUCUUUGCUCCCAAAUCUGAAUCUGCCAACAUCGUCGACCCUGAGCGGUCUACGGCGCUGUCGAGCCUUGUACGAUUGCGAAGCAGACAACGAGGACGAAUUGUCGUUCCGGGAGGGCGAAGUGAUAAUCGUGACAAACGAGCAAACCGACGACGACAACUGGAUGGAAGGCGCUCUCGAACGAGCGCCCGAGAGGAGGGGCAUGUUCCCAAUCAGUUUCGUGCACAUGCUGCAAGAU